AUGACGCUUAUCUUGUCCAUCGGUGUACUACUUUACUACCUUGGACAUGCAUUCAUCAUUUUGUUCAUUGCAAUUGUUCUUUCAAUACUUUUGGACUACUUCUUUGAAAUUGGCGCACCAGCCCAUAUUGGAGGUUUAUAUGUUAUAAAGGGAUACCCUAUAGUUGGAAAUCUAUUUCAAGUGUUGAACAAUCUGGCAAAGGUUUACAUGGAUUGGGCAAUCACGUCUGGAUAUGACAUAUUCCAAAUAAGACUUGGAAUCAAAAGAGUGGUUGUUGUUAACUCAUUUGAUGACUGUAGAAGUUUGUGCAUUCGCCAUUCAUGUGCAACAAAUUCUCGACCAAUUCUGUACAUCUUUCAUGAGGUGGUAUCAUCCACACAGGGGUUUACUGUUGGUUCGAGUCCAGCAGGCGAGUCAUAUAAGAGGAAAAAGAAGGCAGUGUCUAUGGGGCUGAACAAGAGAAGAGUGGAUUCCUUUUCACAGUUGAUGAACGAAGAAACCUCCUUUACUAUAAGGGAAAUUAUUCGAGGAAAUCUGGAAUUAUAUUGCAUGCCUUCAUGUAUAUGUCCCAGGUGCCAUCUUACCAAGCUUUCAGAUAUCAAUCUUAUGCCACAUGUUCAGUUUCUCGUUUUGAAAGUUGCUAUUCGGAUUAGUUACGGGAUAACUUUAGAUUCUUAUGGGCGCGAUAGGGUAUUUUUUGAACAUAUUAUUAACACCGAGAACGAAAUCAUUAAUCUUCGCUCACCAGCAGCAAAUAUUGAAGAUUUCAUUCCUAUUCUUAGAUUUUUACCCUUUGGAAAGGCCAGAAGAGCCGCAAGAUCUCGAAGCGAAAGAGACAAGUACAUGGGAAGUUUAAUGUCAACAUUGAGAAACAAGCUUGAUUCAGGGGACCAAUCCGCUGCAAAUUCAAUUAUUGGUAAGAUAUGUUCAGAAAACAAAAUUCUUUCCCCAGAUGAGAUACAAAGUAUUUGUUUGACUAUGAUAAGUGCUGGACUUGAUAAGUGCUGGACUUGAUAAUACCCCGCUUAAUUUCAACCAUUUGAUGGGUCAACUUUCGCAGCCAUAUGGGAUGGAGCUACAGGAACGCGCAUUUAAAGCAUUAUUGAACUUGUACAAUGGCAGUCUUAUGGAAGCAUGGGAAGCUGUGUGUUAUGAAAUGAAAUGUGAUGAAGUUUUAGCACUUGUGAAGGAGACGUACCGCUUCUUCACUGUUUUACCAUUGGGUCUCCCCCGUCAAACAACUAAAGAUAUAAUAUACAAUAAUGCACGUAUCCCCGCGGGUACAACUAUAUUUUUAAACCUAUAUGCUGCAAACCAUGACCAUCGGCAAUUUACAAAUCCUAUGGUAUUUGAUCCAAGUAGAUGGAUAGAUCCACAGACAAAUAAAAUUAGAGAUAAAAUGUUCCAUUUCUCUUUUGGUGAAGGUUCAAGAAAGUGCCCAGGAAAUAUUUUGGCAACCAGAGAGAUUUACGCAUUAACUUGUCGUAUGUUACUUUUAUUUAAGAUUAAACUGCCCAAAAAUCCAUCGUAUCAAAUGAAAUUGAAUCCCUUUGAUGCCAAUCUUCAUCCGAGUGCUACUUCAUUUGAACCAGAGGAAUUCCGGGUGUUACUUGAAAAGAGGAAUAUUAAUGGAUCUGAUGAUUUACACUACAGGAUACUUAAAGGAAGAAUACAAGUUCAAUAG
Messenger RNA from [Candida] anglica, 1684 nucleotides. The record is from the annotation of a GenBank genome assembly. NCBI's taxonomy places the organism in Eukaryota, Fungi, Ascomycota, Pichiomycetes, Serinales, Debaryomycetaceae.